Bactrocera dorsalis (oriental fruit fly) is the source of this 1030-nucleotide messenger RNA. RefSeq lists its product as uncharacterized. Lineage: Eukaryota; Metazoa; Arthropoda; Insecta; Diptera; Tephritidae. Gene Ontology annotation, cellular component: nucleus; transcription regulator complex. Gene Ontology annotation, biological process: regulation of transcription by RNA polymerase II. The transcript has 4 exons. The record is from RefSeq and is a predicted model, not a curated record. The coding region runs from base 132 to 863 and encodes 243 amino acids.
AUGAUGUUUUUAUUGUGAAAGAACACUUGAGGGGUAGGUUAAGGACUUUGAAUGGCUCUUUUUCUAUGGUGAAUGGGACUUUCCCUACCGCUAUACCAUUGUAAGAACGUAAAGUUAGCUGCAGAAAACAAAUGCUUCUAAAAAUGGAUAAUUAUAAUAGAAUAAUAAGAAUGAUAGAAAUGGUAAAAGUCAACCCUUGUCUCUAUGAUAAAAGAGACGAAGAUUAUAAGGACUUUAAACACAAAGAGCGGGUUUGGAAGGAAAUUGCCAAGCAAGUAAAUCUUUCAGCAAGCGAGUGUAGGACAAAAUGGAAGAGUCUGCGCGACAAAUAUAGAAGGAAGAAACUUUCCGAAGAUCAAGCGUCUGGAUCAGGAAACACUUGGAUAUAUAUGGAGAGUUUAGAGUUUUUGUCGGAUCUAUUGGAUCCUAUCAGUACAAACACUAACACAUCAGAAGAGUUAGUAGAUGAUCAGAUAUUCCCCACUAAAAUCAGUAACGCUAAAAUGGACACAUCAGAAGUGUUAGUAGAUGAUCAGAUAUUCCGCACUAAAAACACUAACGCUAAAGAGGACACAUCAGAACUGUUAGUAGAUGAUGAGAUAUUCCGCACCACACCAAAACCAAACCACCAAAAACAUUGCAAAGAUGAUCUCUUCAAUGAUGUGCUGAAAGCAAUGAAGAGGAAAUAUGAAGGACCACAAUUCUCAAACAAUCACAAAUAUGAACAUUUCUUCGGUAUGCUUGGGAACAAAUUGGAUAAACUAACAGAAAGUGAAGUUGAUGAAGUGGAAAUUGAAAUUUUAAACUUGGUUACCCGAAAACUUAAUGCAUCCAGAAAAAGCUCGAGGGGUACUCAUCGAUGAAAUCAUAUGAAUAUUUCAACUUCAUUCAUUUUCUGUUAGUUUUGCCAAUUUUUGUUCGUACUACAUUAUAGCUAGGAUAAUAAAACAUUAUAUUUUAAAUUUAAGUUACUUUAAGACAAAAAUAUCUAAAAGAGAAUAAAUCAUUUUCUUAUUGAUAUUUAUUUAAA